AUGGAUCACGAGCGCGUUGGCCACCCGGAGUGCAACGCGCGCGUCCCCGCGAUCCUCGCCGCGCUCGACGCCGCGCGAAUCACCGCGAGAGACCGCCCGGGCGAGCUCGUCCUGUUGGAGGACUUCGCGCCCGCGACCGCGGAGCAGAUCAUGGAGGUUCACACGAAGAACUUCGUGCAGGGGCUCGACAUCCUCGCGAAGACCCGCGCGCCGUGCGACGUCGACACCGCGCCGACGUACGUCACGCCCGGGUCGUACGACGCCGCGAUGCGCGGCUGCGGCGCCGCCAUCGCGCUCGUGGACGCGGUCGUGGCGUCGGCGAAGGCGCGCGCGGGGGAGGAAGGAGGACCCGAAAACGGCGGACUCGCGGCGACGGGGUUCGGGCUGUGCCGGCCCCCGGGGCACCACGCGACGCCGCGCGCGGCUAUGGGCUUCUGCCUCUUCGGCACCGUCUCCGCGGCGGCGCGGCACGCGCAGAGAGCGCACGGACUCCAGCGCGUGUUGAUAUUUGACUUCGACGUGCACCACGGGAACGGCACGAACGACAUCUUCCGCGACGACCCCGACGUGUUGUUCGUAUCGACGCACGAGGACGGGUCGUAUCCGGGGACGGGGAAACUCUCCGACGUCGGCGACGGCGACGGCGCGGGCGCGUCGAUAAACAUCCCGCUCCCGCCGGGGUCCGGCGACGCCGCCGCGCUCGCCGCGUUCGACGAGAUCGUGGCCCCCGCGGCGUUACGAUUCAAGCCGGACAUCGUGCUCGUGAGCGCGGGGUACGACGCGCACUGGAGGGACGCGCUCGCGGGACUCAACUUUCGCACGGGGACGUAUCAUCGCCUGUCGACGCGGAUCAAGGCGCUCGCGAACGAGCUGUGCGGCGGGAAGUGCGUGUUUCUGCUGGAGGGUGGGUACGACCUCGUCGGUCUGUCCGAGGGCGUCGUGGACUCGUUCCGGGGACUGUUGGGCGACGCGAGCGGCGAGCCGGGGGGGCGAGCGGAGGCGGUGCCGGGGUUGGGGGACGAGCCGGAGGAUAAAGUGCGCGCGGUGCUACGAGAGGCCAAGGCGCUGCACCAGCUGUGA
Molecule: messenger RNA, 1080 nt
Organism: Micromonas pusilla CCMP1545
Lineage: Eukaryota; Viridiplantae; Chlorophyta; Mamiellophyceae; Mamiellales; Mamiellaceae
Product: histone deacetylase
Exons: 1
Coding region: 1-1080 (359 amino acids)
Biological process (GO): negative regulation of transcription by RNA polymerase II
Cellular component (GO): histone deacetylase complex; cytoplasm
Molecular function (GO): histone deacetylase activity; transcription factor binding
Source: RefSeq, a predicted model, not a curated record